This is a messenger RNA of Moneuplotes crassus, 681 nucleotides long. The record is from the annotation of a GenBank genome assembly. Lineage: Eukaryota; Ciliophora; Spirotrichea; Euplotida; Euplotidae.
AAAAUAUGGAAAAUCUAAAGACUAAAUUUGAAGCAAAUUCCAGAUCUAAGAAAAAUCUGCUCCAAAUGAGAAUCUCAGCUUUGAAGAGAAGAGUUGAUGGAAAAAGCAAGUUCUUUAAAGUAAGCAGAGGAAGAAGGCUUAAGAGCCCAAAUUUCACAAACCAGUCCUUCUUUAGUAGGAGGAAAGGAGGAGUUAAGAUUUGUAGAAAGCAAGAUUGAUUUUCUCUAACCCAAAGAUUAAGAGGAGUAAAGAGAGUGCUACAAAGGAGUAGCAAGUGUACUAGAGCAAUCGCUAAGAGUCCUAUUCCUAGAUGAAAUCCCAGGAUGUUGCUAAACCACUCUGGUCUAGACUUCAAUCACCAAAACAAAAGGUACAUGGACAUCAUAAAGAAGGCUCAGGAUGCUUUGAGUACAAGUUCUAGAGGAUUUGACUCUCCCACCGUCCUUCAGAAGUUCCUUUCCGAUCGUGAGUCUCUCAAUCAUAAAGAUAAAGAUAGCGAUCAAUCGUUCACAUCAGUGUGCCAAGAUUCUUGCAACUCUUUUGAUAGCAAGAAGGACUUCGAAGUUGAGAGAAUGAAGAGCCUGAACUUGGUAGUGAGGCCAAGUACAUUUAGUAAACUAAAUAUGAGCCAGGCUAAUUAAAUUUAAGUGUGAAAGCCAAGCACUUUCAUAAGAAUCUACA